Polyodon spathula (Mississippi paddlefish) is the source of this 1441-nucleotide messenger RNA. RefSeq names its product P2Y purinoceptor 14-like. Gene Ontology annotation, molecular function: G protein-coupled purinergic nucleotide receptor activity. Gene Ontology annotation, biological process: G protein-coupled receptor signaling pathway. NCBI's taxonomy places the organism in Eukaryota, Metazoa, Chordata, Actinopteri, Acipenseriformes, Polyodontidae. The record is from RefSeq and is a predicted model, not a curated record. The transcript has 2 exons. Gene Ontology annotation, cellular component: membrane. Bases 253 to 1311 code for a protein of 352 amino acids.
CUCUAGUCAUGGGAAUGUAUAAACAGAUGCAGCUCCACACAUUUCACUCUCAAGAAGUUCUAAGUUUAAUGACUUUUGAGGAAGACUAAAGCAGGGGCUGCAUUCUCUGAAGAGUUUAACAGGGUUACGUGUCACCAGCCACUUUAUCCAUAAUGUUAGUAAGAAAUGCUUGUUCAAUUUCUCCAGGCUCCACAGUAACAGCAGGAACGGAGAUACCAAAUUGAAGAACCAGAGAAGCAGAGAUGGAAAAACAUGAUACUAAGAUCAAAAUCAAAGACAUUUGCUGCUAAAUCAAGGACACUGCUAGACAUGGACGCUGGAAACCUUACGAAUUCAAGCAUGAACAGCACGGCCUCCGACUACAACAGUGUUUUUACAAAGACACUGCUGCCUCUGCUUUACUCCUGUAUUUUCCUGGCUGGGCUCAGUUUAAACUGCCUGGCAGCCUGGAUUUUCUUCAAAAUUCCAAGUCAGACCAGUUUUACAGUUUAUUUCAAAAACAUUGUGGUGGCCGACCUGUUCAUGACAGUGUCUUUCCCCUUCAAGAUUGUCAACGACUUCGGCCUGGGGAGCUGGUAUCUGCGGGUUGUGGUGUGCCGUUACACAGCCGUCAUGUUCUAUUUAAACAUGUACACGGGGAUCAUUUUCCUUGGGCUGAUCAGUUUGGAGCGCUAUGUCAAAAUUGUGAAACCCCCCAGAGCCUCUAUCAUUCUGAAUGCCACGUUCUCCCAAACACUGUCGACAGCAACAUGGAUUCUUAUUAUGAUCCUUCUGGUACCAAAUAUCAUUUUAACCAGCAAAGAGGCCACCGAAGACACUUCAAAGAACUGCAUUCAACUCAAGACUGACCUGGGCGUGCAGUGGCACAAUGUUUCCAACUAUGCCUGCAUAGCUGCCUUCUGGGUUGUUUUUCUGCUGAUGUUUUUUUGUUACACUUCAAUUUCGAAGACUAUCUACGAUUCUUACAAAAAGUUCAGAAGGGACAACACCAAAAGUAGAAGGAAAUCCAAGCGGAACAUCUUCAGUCUUCUUGUGGUGUUUUUCAUCUGUUUUGUGCCAUACCAUGCUUGCAGGAUUUUCUACACCUUAAGUCAAACUGUCGACAUAUUCAGUGAGCAGACCAAGUAUGUACUGUUCCAUAUAAAGGAAGGCACUCUGCUCUUAUCAGCGCUGAACGUGUGCCUCGAUCCUGUGAUUUACUUUCUCAUGUGCAAGACAUUUCGGGAGUUGCUUGUAGAAAGAUUUUCGAAGAAAGUAUCUGAUUCUAAGAGAAAGUCCCUGACUGCUCCUUACAGUGAAAGCGUAAUGUGAGGUUUACGGCUCAUAAUCCAAGGCAUUCAAUGUUUUACAAGUGCACAAGGCCUUUUUUUUUGUUUGUUUUAUUUUUAAAUGGAAAUCAAUACCCCUAAACACCACUGCCUGUUCUGGAACAGUGGUUAUU